CAUGAAUGUUAUUGUUUUCGAUUGGUUGGUUGCAUAACCUCAAUCUCACGUUUUGUUGUCUUGUUAGUGAUUGAUUUAGCGACCACCACUUUUUAGUGUCUAGGCCUAAUUUAUUAAGAAAAAAUGGUGAAAACAAGAAAGGGCGUCAAACGCUUUUCACCAAAAUCAUCCAAAGACGAACCUCCUGACGGUGAAAAGAAAAAACCAAAACUUGAAUUAAGUAAAAAAAGCAAGUAUUUCAAUACAGAAAAUGAUAGUGGUUCUGAGUUAAACCCCACUUUUGAUAUGAAUGAAAAUAAAAGACCUGAAAACAGUAACAGUCAAGAUUCAUCUUUUGAAAAUAAAUCAAUAAACACCAUGAAAGAAGAGGAAUCUGAUAGUGAUGGAAGUAGUUCUGAUGAAUUCAUGAAAGCUCCCAUAUCUUUAGACGAUUUAGGAAGUUUUGAAACUCUUAAAAAGAGCAAUAAACCGUCUAUUAGUGAAAAUAAACCUAGUUUUACAAACUCAGCAGUCUCUACAUUGAGUGACGAUUCAGAUGUUGAAAAGAAGACAGGAGAUCAAGAAUUUUAUGACUUUUCUCAAAUAAUAAAGUCUCAAGAACUCAUUAAGAGUACGAAAAGGGAACUAGAAGAUGGAGAACGCAAAAAUGAAGGCAAAUCUGUUUCACCUUUAGGAAAAAAGAAAUUAAAUCGUAAAACAUCCAAAACAAAUAAAAAACCAAUUAUAGGUAAUAAGCCUGAUUUAAAAUCAAUUGGAGAAGAACUUGGAAUAUCUGAUCUUCUGGCAAUUGCAGAAGGUCAGGGUGCGGUUGCACAAGAUGAUUCAGAUGAUUCAGAGAGUGGUGUAGGCAAUGAAGAAAUAAAAAUUGAAGAAAACUAUUCUGUGCCAAAAGACGGUGUACAAGUAACAAUUGAACUUCCAAACAUGAAUCAAAUAAGAAAGAAGAAAGGAGUAGAUGUAGAAGCUGCUUUGAAAAGAAGAAUAAACCUAAUUAGGAAAGAGAAUCAGAUUUUUAUGCAUAAAGUCCAUACUCUUUGUUGGAUAGCACAUGGAAUUUAUUUAAAUCGUUGUGUAAACAAUGAACUUUUAAUGGCUCUUGCACUAUCCUUAAUUCCCUCAAAUCAUUGCUACCCCAAAAAACAUAUGGAUUUACGAUAUUUAGAGAAAUUAGUUGAAUGGUUUGUUGGCAAAGUGAUCAUAGAAAAGAGCCAAGAUCUGAAAAUGAGGUCGGAUGCGGACCUUGGAGAGGUUUUGGAAAUAAUUAUAAAUUCUAAAAAAACAUCGUCUCACAGAGAUUUAGUUUUAGUUUUUGUAUGUUUACUACGAUCUUUAGGAAUUAAUGUCAGACUUGUGAUAAAUUUAAGGUCAGUUCCAUUACGCCCUCCAGUUACUGAUUUGUGCUCACUGAGUAAUAAACCUAAAGAGGAAGCCUCAAGUAAAGAUAAAAAUAUCACAUCGAACAAAACUAACCAGUCUAUUAACCGUUCGGGUGGUACAGCACCAAAAAAUACCACAACUGCAAAAGGGGAUAAGAAAAAAAAAUCUGAAGGAAAAGAAGAAAUUAAGUCACCAUACUUUAGUUCGUCUGAUGACUUACCAUUGACGGAAUUAAGAAAAAGUAUAGGAAAAAAGUCAUCAAGUUUUUCACCCCACAAAGUAAUUUCCAAAGACAAGAACAGCAUCAAAUCAAAACCUGAGAAAGGUAUGUCAUCAACAACAAAGUCUGCUUAUUUUACCAAACAAAAUAAUGAAAAGACUCCAUCAAAUAGAUCAAAGCGCAAUAGGAAGUCUUCUAAUGUACACCUCCGAGAACAAAACUCAAGUAGUGAUGAUGAGGUGUUUCAAAAACCUCGAGUAACAAAAGUCAAAUCUCAAAAUAGUUCCCAGGAAAGUUCAAUAAAAAAAAGUGGAAAUAAGAAAAUUAGGAAUGAUAAAGACUUUGAACCAUCAAAACCAUCUACAUCAAAAACAAAAGAUCGUAGGGUAUUGUCUACAGACGAAGAAGAAAAUACCACAUUAAAUAAAAUUGGAUACGAUUACUGGGCUGAAGUAUUUGUUGAAGAAGAAGAAAAAUGGAUCAGUGUGGAUUUGCACAAAGGAAAAGUUCACUGCAUCACCCAAUUGUAUAAAAAGGCUACUCAGCCUGUAAGGUAUGUACUGGCUUGGAACAAUGACGGCACCAUUAAAGACGUGACACGUCGCUACGCACCUCAAUGGCUUACAGUCACACGUAGGCAACGUGCAGACGACGCAUGGUGGAGUGAGACUAUGGCUCCUUACAAACCCCCAAACAACGCUCGGGAGCGUGAAGAGGAUUACGACCUGGACAAACAGCUUCAUGAUAAACCACUCCCGUCAUCAAUAGCAGAUUUCAAGAACCACCCACUGUUUGCGUUGAAGCGACAUUUGCUCAAGUUCCAGGCCAUCUACCCCCCAGACGCCCCUCCACUGGGGUUCAUCAAGGACGAGCCUGUCUACUCUCGGGGCUGCGUGGUAGAGCUUCACACUCGGGAGACUUGGAUCAAGGAGGCUAAACUAGUGCGACGAGGUGAAGAACCUUACAAGAUUGUCAAAGCCAGGCCUAAAUAUGACAAGUUAAGUGGGGCAAGGCUCAACGACCUCCCCCUCCCACUGUUUGGCUACUGGCAGGUCGAAGACUACAUCCCUCCCCCGGCAGUGGAUGGUAAAGUGCCAAGAAAUGAGUAUGGCAAUGUUGAGCUCUACAAGCCCUGUAUGUUGCCACCAGGAACUGUACAUUUGCAAGUGCCUGGACUAGGGAGAGUUGCUCGCAAGCUAGACAUCGACUGUGCUCCGGCUGUGGUGGGUUGGGAGUUCAGUGGAGGGGGAAGUCACCCAGUGUUGGACGGUUUCAUUGUCUGCGAAGAGUUCAAAGAUAUCCUGCUGGACGCAUGGAAUAAGGAUGUUGAUGAGUCAGCUAAGAGAGCUCGGGAAAAGAUUGAACAGAGAGUUUAUGGCAACUGGAAACGACUUAUAAAAGGAUUGCUCAUCAGGGAGAGGCUCAAAGCUAGAUACGACUUUGGAGAGGUCGAGAAUACUUCAGAAAAGAAGAAGAAAAAGAAAUUGUCCACAAAACCUGGUACAUCUAAAUCAUAGUUAAGUACAUGAGAAUAAUUCAUGUUUGAAUUAAAAAUAAUGUAAGGAAUAUUUUUUGUUCCAAACAGUUUUUAAAAGCUUAUAUAUCCAUACAGUAUUUUUAAUUCAAUUUGUUGUUGCCUAAACCAAAAAUUGUAUUGUUAGAAUAUUAUGUAAUUAAUUCAG
This is a messenger RNA of Macrosteles quadrilineatus (aster leafhopper), 3279 nucleotides long. It is a transcript of the gene Xpc, whose product is annotated as DNA repair protein complementing XP-C cells homolog. The coding region runs from base 124 to 3114 and encodes 996 amino acids. Gene Ontology annotation, cellular component: nucleotide-excision repair factor 2 complex; cytoplasm; XPC complex. The record is from RefSeq and is a predicted model, not a curated record. Lineage: Eukaryota; Metazoa; Arthropoda; Insecta; Hemiptera; Cicadellidae. The transcript is spliced from 7 exons. Gene Ontology annotation, biological process: mismatch repair; nucleotide-excision repair. Gene Ontology annotation, molecular function: damaged DNA binding; single-stranded DNA binding.